GUAAUGCGCUCCGACCUCGCCCCGCGGUGACGUUCCCGCCUGCCAUUGGCGGACGCUUCCGGCUGCGUUUCCGGUGCGAUAUUACCAAGGCAGGGACGGGCGGUGGUUGGUUUCUAGGCUGUUGGCCGGGGACUGACUGACGGAGCCGGCAAGAUGAAGCGCGGCGCCGAGAAGCUGAGCGGGCAGCCCCGCGCCAACGGCUGCAGCCUCACCGGGCACCACGGCGGCGGCCUGAAGAACGGCUACGUGAGAGGCUUCCCAGGAGCAGAGCCCCAUGGCCAGCUCCCGCAUAUUGCUCACAAUGGAGGCUUGUAUAAAAGACCUUUCAAUGAAGCUUUUGAGGAAACGCCAAUGCUGGUUGCUGUACUGACUUAUGUAGGCUAUGGUGUCCUCACCCUUUUUGGGUAUCUUCGAGACUUUCUGAGGCAUUGGAAAAUCGAGCACUGUCAUAAUGCAACAGAAAGAGAAGAACAAAAGGAUUUUGUCCCUUUGUACCAGGAUUUUGAAAACUUCUAUACAAGGAACCUCUACAUGCGCAUUAGGGAUAGCUGGAGCAGACCACUCUGCAGUGUACCGGGAGCCAAAGUAGACAUAUUAGAGCGGGUUUCCCAUGACUACAAUUGGACAUUCAAGUACACAGGAAAAGUGAUAAAAGGCGUAAUUAACAUGGGGUCCUACAACUACCUUGGGUUUGCAGAGAACACUGGAGUUCGCAAGGAUGCCGUGGCUGAAGUUCUUUCGCAGUAUGGAAGUGGGGUGUGCAGCACUAGGCAAGAGAUGGGAAACCUGGACAAACACGAGGAGCUAGAAACAUUAUUGGCCAGAUACCUUGGUGUGGAAUCCGCUUUGUCAUAUGGGAUGGGAUUUGCAACCAACUCAAUGAAUAUUCCUGCUUUGGUUGGCAAGGGCUGUCUAAUACUGAGUGAUGAGUUGAAUCAUGCAUCUCUAAUAUUAGGAGCAAGACUUUCAGGAGCAACAAUUCGAAUCUUCAAACACAAUAAUAUGCAGAGCUUGGAGAAGCUGCUCAAAGAUGCCAUUGUGCAUGGGCAGCCACGCACACGCCGACCAUGGAAAAAAAUUCUCAUCAUUGUCGAAGGCAUUUUCAGCAUGGAGGGAUCCAUAGUCCGGCUUCCUGAAGUAAUUGCCCUUAAGAAAAAGUACAAAUCAUACUUGUACUUGGAUGAAGCUCAUAGUAUAGGAGCAUUGGGCCUCAAUGGCCGGGGUGUAGUGGACUAUUUUGGACUUGACCCUGAGGAUGUGGAUAUCAUGAUGGGAACAUUCACCAAGGCUUUUGGAGCUGCUGGAGGAUACAUUGCAGGCAAGAAAGAGCUGAUUGAUUACCUUCGUGUCCAUUCACACAGUGCAGUAUAUGCCACUUCGCUUUCCUCCCCUGUUAUUGAGCAAAUCAUCGCAUCAGUGAAGUGCAUUAUGGGUGAAGAUGGCACAACCCUUGGAAGGCAGCGUAUACAACAGUUGGCUGACAACAUCAAGUAUUUCCGAAGACGGCUUAAGGAAAUGGGCUUCAUCAUCUAUGGAAAUGAAGACUCACCUGUUGUACCUUUGAUGCUGUAUAUGCCAGCAAAAAUUGGUGCAUUUGGACGAGAGAUGUUGAAAAGGCACAUAGCCGUUGUGGUCGUGGGUUUUCCUGCCACUCCGAUCAUUGAAUCCAGAGCCAGAUUUUGUCUGUCUGCAGUGCUUACCAAAGAGAUACUUGAUAUUGCUUUAAAGGAAAUAAAUGAAGUUGGAGACCUCUUGCAGUUGAAAUACUCCCGGCAUCGACUGGUACCUCUCCUUGACCGUCCUUUUGACGAGACAACAUACGAAGAGACUGAAGACUGAGUUCUCUCCCUGUCUUUUGAUAGACAAGGCACACUCCUCAGAACUCUGUGUGGCUCAAAGACCAAGAUUCUUGAACCAAACACUGACGGACUGCUUAGCAUAAACAGAACGACUUUUUACUCACAAAACUGAAGUGGCAACAACAACUAGAACUGGUGUGUUGUGAAAAGCAAAACAAAACCUAGCUUUUCUUCCUAUUGCUUUAAGGUCUUGCCCUAGGGAGGAGUUUGGCUUACAUUUUUAAAAUGCUGAUUCCUUAUUUGUUUGUCACAAUGAGAUCGCGGCGGCCACUGUUGGCAGUGAGUGUGUUCCCCAUCGCGCUGCAAGGUGGGCAUUGCUAAGGAUGCUGCAGUGCUUCUGUCACGAUGUUUUCGUUUUCAUGACUACAGUCUAACCUCCUUGAGAGUGCAAGACCAGCCAGUUUAUUCAGCUAAGGCUUCUGAUGAAAUCAUUGACAGCUAGCUAAUUUGAAUAUAUUUAACAUGAAAUAAUCAACCAAAGUCUUUUCCUUGUCCCUUUACAUAGUGCUUUUUUUUUUUUGGUCUUUAUUAUUACAAUGGUGAUUGACUUGCCUCUUAAGGACUGUUAGUCAGUUCUUUAAGGGACAAAGCAGGAAUCCUCCCAGGGCCUUUAUCCAUCAUGAUAUUUCAGACUGGGUUCCAAGUGUUCCUUCAUUAGAGUAAGUAGCAAAUAACAUUUCAGAGCAGGAUAGAACUUUGUGGACAUUUCCCUUUCCCUGUUUAGAAUUCCUUCAGCUCCAAGGUGUCACCACAAUUCCAGUUUCCAGGAUGAAUUCUAGUGUUGCUUGUUGGAUUAAUGAGUGUCUGCCUUUAGCUCUGGUGUGUGUGUGUGUGUGUGUGUGUGUGUGUGUGUGUGUGGUCAGAUGAAGAACCAGAUUGGGAGGGAGUAGCAUUCCAAACCACCUUCCUUUUCCUCCUUUCACAUAUUCCUGCUCUACCUUUUGGCAGAGCUAAUGAUGCAGCUCUUCAAAACCUGAAUGCUGAAGGUCUGCCUCCUCAGAGGGCCUUCUGUGAUACUUGAAUUGCUCUUGCUAUAUUGAUACCAAUUAGGUGUUUGCUGUGGCCACAGAAGGUAGGCAGCACAAGGCAAAACCCCAUUACAACAUGUAUGUAUUUUUUGAAGUUGCUUUUGUAGCAAUCUGUGUUAUCAAGAGCAUUUCCCAAAUACACAAAGAUAGGGGUGGGAAUGAGACUAUUAGUCUGGUGGGUUUCUUUGUGCAAGUGGAAGCGGCCAUUUUAUUAGCACAAUAUGAAAAUACCUUGAUCUUUGGAUAUUUGCCUCAAAAUAUUUAAGAAUAGCCUUGGAAGCAAAAAAAAAAAUAUGCCUUGUUCAAUUUUUAGAAAAAUCAUGUUGGAGAAUUUGAUUCUCAGAAGCAUACUAAACUAAGAAAAUAACUGCUGUUGACUAUGUCUUCCAGUGAAUUCAGUUACAAUGGCUAUUAUUUAAUUUACUAAAAAUCCUAUAUAGGCUGUUCAUUGGCAGAAGUGCAGUGUGCUGUUUUCGCACAUAUGCAUUAUGAAGUCAAAGUAUCCAUGGUUCAACUUCAUACUCUUUAACCACGUAUUUUUUUUAACUUUUUGCACGGAGGAAACCUCCCCACUUGUACAUUUCCAGUAAAUUAUUGCGAAGGAUUAUGCAUAACAGUAGAAAAUUCUGAGCAGCUGAAGAUCUGCCAGCUUGCUUAAAGAGCCUCUGCUUAGCCUCUCAAUAUGGCAAGUACUUCAGCUAGGUCAGGGCAAGGAUUUCCAAAGUCUGAUUCAGAAUUAAGGAAUAAUAAUACUUGACCAAAGAACAGAUUGUAGUUGCUAAUAUUGUGCAGUGCCACUUGCCAAGGCCUGAAACAAAGGCAGAACUAAGGUUUUGCGAUUGUGUUUCCAAGUCAUAUGCUGGCACGGAGUUUUUGAUCAUGUGUUGAACAUGUUAGAUAAUUUGAAACUUAACAGUAAAAUAAUAAUAAUUUUAUGCUGUAUAUACUGAGCCGUGUGGCCUUAGCACCAAGAGCCAAAUGCACAGGAAGUGGGAAAGAGUCAAAAUAGCAUCUAAAAGUUUCCAUUUCACCUAAAUUCUUGGUAUCCCACAAAUAACUUGAAAUGUGUUCACUAUAAACUGGCUUUGCUGGAAAUAGUGGUCUUCAUUUCCACUAGAUCUCAACUAUGCUUCUUUUGGGGACCUGCCACCACCCUCCAUCUGUGUCAAUGCCAGAUCAUGAUAUAAUAAUAUUAUAUAUCCUAAUAAUUCCUAAGACCUUCUGCCCAGGAUUACUGAGAGUACUGGGAAUGACAACCCUAUGUUUCUGUAUCAAGCUGCUUAAGGGCGGCACCACGCAUAGCUGUUUCAGGAAGCAUUGGUGUUGCAGGCAGUGCCUUCUGCAGCAAACAUGUCAAGUGCAGUGAGAAGAGAUUUUGGUGUUUGUUCCAACAGUCAUAAAAGUGGUGCUGCCCUAACCUAGUUUACACCAGGACUUCUGUGGGACCUGUGGCCCUCGUAAGUGUUGUAUGGCCACCACAUCCAUUAUCUCUGGCCAUUGACCAUGCUGAUAGAUGAGAGUUGGGAGUUCCAACAAACGACCUGGAUUUCCCUUCCAUGGUCUAGAACCCUAGACAGGACCAAAUAUAAGGAUUCAAUAGUUUAAAAAUCCAUUCCUUGGGAUUCAGCUAAGGAACUGACUGUCCUUGCACUCAACUGACUUCAUCCCAACAUCAGGUGAUGCAGUUUGGCAAGACUGCUAGUUCAACAGCUGAAAAGCUUUCAUUUAAAAAAAAUCAACCAUUCUGUCUUCAUAAUUAUGAAUGUUGUCAUGUGUAUGCAUGUGCACGCACAUAGUCUUAGGAUGAUACAAAGCUACUUUGAGAGGAAAGCAGGUGUGUGAAAUAAAUGCAGGCCAUUUUUAAGCAUGUUUUUGUUAACAUUUUCCACAAUUGCAUUAGCAGAAGUACUUCAGUGACAUCUUCAAGGGGAACUGGAUGACUUAGCUGAGUGAAUGAGGUCAGGUGGUAUGUCUGAAAGCUGAACUGAAUACUUAAACUGUACAGGAGGACAAUGUGAUACUGCCCAGGAAAGGUUUUUGUGUGUGCUUUGGGUGAUGGGUAGGGAAGAAGGAAAAUGCAGGAGACAAAUGCCUUGCUGCCUCAUCUGCUGUUUUUCUUUUUCUUUGUAUCCUUUGGUGUAGAGUUGGAUGCCAGUAUCAGGUGGAGUCAAUAUAUCAGAAUAUCCAGUACCCGAUAUUUAACAUAAGAUUUAUUUGACACUGUGUCAGCAUGUCUCUUGUAUUCCCGCCACACACCAAUAUUUUCCAAGUCUUCUCAUUCCAGGAAAGAUUAUAGCGUCAGUUUGGGGAUUCUUACGAUUCCCACACUCAACGUACAGUGUGGUAUGAUAUGGCUGAUGGGCAUGAACGACAACUUCCCUAGGUUUUGAAAGGGCUGUUUGUUGCCUGUAUGAUCAAUCUUUGGGAAAAGCAGGUAAAAUUGUAUUUUUUGCAGGACGUUGGGUGGUCUUCUGAAAGAACUGAUUUCUUGCCAAGGAGAAUAUUCCCAAAUAUCAAGAGUGCACUCCAGACUUGCUUGGCUUGAUAAUCUAGACAGCUUAUCCAGAAGAGGACAGUGAAAAAUUGCAGCCCUCACUAUACCAAAUAACAGAUUGCUUGUGUUGGAGCAAGCAAGCUUGAACCUUACGCUUCUCUGAAACCCACAUUAUCAGUAGCAGCUGACAUGCUUUUGCAUGUUGAAUUUCAUGUACAAACGGAAAGGCCAGGAAGACCCAAGAAAGAUCACUUUCAGUGGUGAUAGUGGGGGUUAUGUUUGGUCUCUGAACCUUAAUUUGUUGGAGGGAAGGUGUUCCCCCCCCCCAAGGGCAAGCAUAGAGAGCAAGAGGAAAGGAACAAACAUUGCCGGGGUCAAAGGAACAAACAUACAGGGCUGUGUAUCCACCUGGCAACUUGUGGUUUUCCUUAGCUGCCCCUCCAUGGUGAUUAUCCACCCCUGCCCUCACUUUUAAAACAGGGAUGAGCCUUUGAAGGCUACCUACUGCUGUGGGUCUGGCUGCCUUGGGACCAGAGUUUGAAAUAUAUGGGACCAUCACAAAACUAAUUGUUUUCAUUUUUUAUGUUCUCCUGAAAAUGAGGGUUCGAGUCAUGUAACUCAGUGGUCCUCAACCUUGGGCCUCCAGAUGUUUUUGGCCUACAAAUCCCAUGAUCCCUAGCUAGCAGGACCAGUGGUCAGGGAAGAUGGGAAUUGUAGUCUCAAAACAUCUGGAGGCCCAAGGUUGAGGACCACUGAUGUAGCUUCUGUUCUUACUGAGAGGUUAUUCCACGCCCCCCCCCCCCCCGAAUUCUUUGUACUCUGGUCUAGGUUCUAGAGUCAAUGUGACACAGCGUGUUGCAGAGAAAACAGACAUUGUCUUUCUGGUGCUUGUCUCUUCCAAAUACACAUAAUUGGGAAAUGCUCAGGUUCCUGCUGAUGGAUACUUUAAAGGAUGCUUAUGCUGAAAGAUGCGCUUGCACACUUCAGAUUUGUUGUGUUGUGCAUUUUGUACUUUGAUGUCUGAAAAGGAAAGCCGAAUUCUCUGCAGUGGUGAUGCACAUUUCCUGUAUUUGCAUUGGGGGGCAAUGGGAGGAAUAUUAAUUAGGCUUAAUGCUAUUCUUUUUUUAAUUAAAAAACAACAACCCAGCUUUAAAAUGUUUUGGUGCUUGGCACAACUGAAACUUUUCCAAAGAACAGAAAUUGUUUUCAGAUACUCUCUUCCAUUUAGUAAUUUAAGAUGAUACAGGGUCUGUUCACAUGUUGAUAGGUCAGUAUCAAGCUAAAAGUGGUGCAGGAUGACAGCUAAUUCUUAUCCCAGUUUCCCAGAGUUGUAGGCUCACACACAAUGUUUUACCACGCACACACUUAUCUGCUUGACAUUUUCCACAGAAAAUAUUAAAAUAAUGCACCUUCAUGGUGAUAGUUUGUAUAUUUCAUCAAGGGGGCUUAUACUUUCUCCCUAAAGCAGUAAAUACCGAUGGUCACCUCAUUAGGGUGAAACGAAUGUUUCAUCAUUUAAAACUUAACAAUGUGAUUUACAUUGGGCUGGCUUCAUCAUAUCAGAACAAAUGUGGGAAAUUUGCUUGUAAACAUACAUCCUGGGAGGUUUAUAAUAUGAAGCAUUCAUGUGGUCUUACCCUCCGUUUGAUGGUGUGAUUUUUAGAUUUGCUGCUUUGAGCUCUGUUUGUGAAGAAGGUUGAAAGGGGCCCAUGCCAGGUUUAAGAGCUGCUCUUGCCCCUCUGUGUUGCACUUGACUUGAUCGAAUGGAUCUUUUUUUAUGGGGCUGCUGUAAAGCUAAUGAUCUAAUGGAAAACUUAACUUAUUUAUCUAUGGCAGCUGGCAAGUGUGUUUCUGGAGCAGCUGGGAUGUGCCAAGAGGUGACAUGACUACCAAAACACUUUCCACAAACAAAAGUGCACUGAAAUAUGCAAACCUUCCCUGUGUUGUCCAUUUGCCAAACAUGCCAUCCUUGGCCAGUAUUUCAGCAACCCCUGCCCCAAAAGUAUCUCUUGCAUUUAUGUGCAACUAUAGAGGUGGUCAGAUUUAGGAGGAAAGUGGAGGCAGGACCUACCAUAUGGAGCCUGAGGCUUAAGGCUAAUUUAUUGGUCUCUAAGCUAAUGGUGGCCCAUAUUUUUAUAGCCCUAGACUUGCCCUUGAAGCCACAAGUUCUAAGUCUUAAAUUGCACUGUGCUCCUAUGCCUCUCUGUUGGUAAUAAUGUACAUAUAGCCUAGAUUUUUUGUAGAUAUUAAAUUUUAAAUGACAUUUUUAAUUACCUCCCCCCAAAAUACUUCCCUUCCCGACAUGACUUUUUUUACACCUUGAACAAUUAACACGAAGUUGGGUACCAUGUGGGUAGGGAGGAAGAAGAGAAGCAGAUCCUACAUUGGCUUUUAAGUAACAAUGCAUGUUAAGCGGAGAGAAACUGUUUGACAAAAUCUAGCUAUGUUCUGCUUAAUAAAGAAUUCACCAAUA
Zootoca vivipara (common lizard) is the source of this 7854-nucleotide messenger RNA. RefSeq names its product serine palmitoyltransferase long chain base subunit 2 (gene SPTLC2). The record is from RefSeq and is a predicted model, not a curated record. Gene Ontology annotation, biological process: ceramide biosynthetic process; sphingosine biosynthetic process. Gene Ontology annotation, molecular function: pyridoxal phosphate binding; serine C-palmitoyltransferase activity. Gene Ontology annotation, cellular component: serine palmitoyltransferase complex. NCBI's taxonomy places the organism in Eukaryota, Metazoa, Chordata, Lepidosauria, Squamata, Lacertidae.